Oncorhynchus mykiss (rainbow trout) is the source of this 1111-nucleotide messenger RNA. It is a transcript of the gene mrps18b, whose product is annotated as mitochondrial ribosomal protein S18B. Gene Ontology annotation, cellular component: mitochondrion; ribosome. Gene Ontology annotation, biological process: mitochondrial translation. Gene Ontology annotation, molecular function: structural constituent of ribosome. NCBI's taxonomy places the organism in Eukaryota, Metazoa, Chordata, Actinopteri, Salmoniformes, Salmonidae. The record is from RefSeq and is a predicted model, not a curated record.
CUGUGAACGUCAAAAUGGCAGCAUCCAUACGAGGCGUUGGAAGAAUUUUAUGCCGUGUGACCCCUUUGCUUUUACAGAAUAUUCGGCAGAAUAAGAGUUUACCUGUCAGGCUUUGGCCCCGGGCUGUGUUUCCAGGUGUGCAGUCCAGCCUCGCUCUCUGCACUGCAGCCUCACCCGAGAUCCCCAGUGAUGGCGGGGAGGCGCUUGCCCGCUACAAGGACAGACCAUGGGACUACCUGGAGAGCGAAGAGUACAUAGCGCUCUAUGGAACCAGUCCAGUGUGGUCUGACUACAGGAGGAACCACAAAGGAGGUAUUCCUCCUCAGAAGACGCGCAAGACUUGCAUUAGAGGAGACAAGAUAUGUGGGAACCCCUGUCCAAUCUGUCGAGACUCCAAUGUCAUCAUUAACUAUCAGAACGUGAAGCUACUGCAACAGUUCAUCAGUCCAAAUACAGGCAUUGUCUAUGACUCCACACGGACAGGAGUGUGUCAGAAACAGCAAAAGCAGCUCAAUCAGGCGAUUGGCACUGCAAGAGACCAUGGGCUUCUACCCUUCCAGGUUCCUCAUGUGGACUUCUCAGGAGAGGACUACUCCAACUGCCAUGACGCAGUGGGCUCAACCCCUCCUCCCCCCACCAUUACCUCUGGUGAUCCUUGGUACCGGUGGUACCACACCAUACAGCCAGACGAGACUGAAGUGGCUAAAGUCAAGAAGACCUAUAAGGCAUAUUUGAAAUAGACAAGAAAGACCUACCUGAAAUUGAUGAGGGUGUAUCAGAGGAAUUAUGGUGAAAGUUUGAGGAUUUAAUUAGGUGUUUCUGGACAGAGAACAUUUUGUUCAUAAAACACAUUAGUGUCAAAGUAUUCAGAUUGUUAGUGUUUUGUUUUUGGACCUUAAGCUAAAUUGCCUUUCAUAUUUCUAGUCUUACGCAAACGAUAUGCUAAAACACAUCAGACUAAUUCCAGACCCUUCUCCUUCCAGGCUACAAUUUAUCAGCUCAGUUACUGUACAUGCUAUAUGGACCAUCCACGAGUAAUCUGUCUAAUCUCAUAUCCAUGGUUUUGUAUUUAAAGAGAAAGUGGUACAAUAAAAACAUGUAAGAUGCAAAA